AUGUCUCAAAUUCUGACUGUCGCGGUGGCGCAAGCCCGCACUCUUUCGUCUCUGUCGGCCACACUCGCCGCAUUGAAGAGCAUCACCGAACAUGCGGCAUCAAAGGGUGUAAAGCUUCUGCUUUUCCCCGAGGCCUACCUCGGCGGAUAUCCUCGAACCUGUGAUUUUGGCACCGCUGUCGGCGCACGAUCUCCUCAUGGUCGGGAGCAAUUCCUUCAAUAUUUUAAGUCUGCCGUGGACCUCGGCGAUACUCCUGCUGGAGCCGGCGAUGACUGGGUCGAUCGCAAGCUUCCCGUGGCCAAGGGAUCGGAUCGUCGCGGCGACGGUACGAGGGAGUUCAUUGAGCAGGUCUCUCGGGAAACGGGUGUCUUUAUUGCGACUGGAUUGAUUGAGAGAGCCGGUGGCACUUUAUAUUGUUCUGCCGUCUAUGUUGAUCCGACAUCUGGUGUCGUUGGAAAGAGACGCAAGGUCAUGCCUACUGCUUCAGAGCGUCUUGUGUGGGGUCAAGGCUCGGCUUCUACACUCAAGGCCAUCACUACCGAGCUGAACGGUGUCAAGCUGACCAUCGGGCUCGCUAUCUGCUGGGAAAGCUUCAUGCCCAUGCUCCGCCAGAGUCUGUAUUCUCAAAACAUCAAUAUCUACCUUGCCCCAACGGCCGAUAGCCGCGACACUUGGCUACCACUCAUGCGUACCAUCGGAGGCGAAGGUCGUACAUUCGUCUUGUCCGCAAAUCAGUGCGUACGCUAUAACGAGCUGCCUUCUUGGAUCACCGAUUAUGCCAACCCCGGGGACAAAGCAGAUGGCGAAAGAUAUAUUUCGCGCGGUGGAUCCUGCAUCGUUGGGCCUCUUGGUGAGGUUGUCGCUGACCCAGUCUGGGAAACUUGCGUCGAUGAUGCGCUGGAAUCGGGGUCGAGCGACUUAUCUCGCAAGGAUGGGCUUCUGAUUCAUGAGAUCGACUUGGAGGACUGUGAGCGUGGUCGGCUGGACCUGGAUGUCGCCGGCAGCUACUCCAGAAACGACGCAUUCAAGCUGACCGUUGAGGGACUCGACCUGAACCCGCCACCCUUCUAA
Messenger RNA from Penicillium argentinense, 1071 nucleotides. RefSeq names its product carbon-nitrogen hydrolase family protein. The transcript is spliced from 3 exons. Gene Ontology annotation, molecular function: catalytic activity. The coding region runs from base 1 to 1071 and encodes 356 amino acids. Lineage: Eukaryota; Fungi; Ascomycota; Eurotiomycetes; Eurotiales; Aspergillaceae. The record is from RefSeq and is a predicted model, not a curated record.